AUGUGUCUUCCUUCGAAAGAACUUAACUGCGCGUCUUGUUGGUACCAAAUAGCUUCGCAAGACGUUUUCAUCCACCGAGAAGAUAAUGGGAAAGGCGGUUCUUAUUGGUGGUUCGUCAUCGGAGCCAUACCAGUGUCCACGUUUUUGCUGGUGACGAUCCCCAUUGCAGUAUUCCUCCGAAGUUUUGUCGGCUUUGACAGAGUACGUCUAUGUGAGACGAGGGCCUGCAGAGAAGCGGGAAAGUUUUACGAGUCCAUGAUUGACAAGGGACGCGUAGAUCCGUGUGAAGAUUUCUACAGUCACGUGUGUGAGAAAUGGAACCGAAACGCCCGAAUCCCGCCCUUCUCGCGCAAGUACUCAUUCGACGACUGGAUCGUUUCUGACAUCGAAAAAACUAUCUAUACCGAAGUGGAAGCUUCCAUCACAGAGCAAGGACAGAUCAUGAAUCAAAUGACCCAUAUACCGGUGCGCAAAUUCGAAGCCAUUUUUGCAGCUUGCCAAAACGCAGAAAGAAAUGGCAGUACCGAGGACAUAAAAAAAGUCCCGUUGAUUUUGGGCCUGGAACAUUUCCCGUCCCUGGACCCCGAAGGCGACCCCAAGAUCUCGGUGAUCUCCGGAAGGCUGGCCAAGGACUUCGGCCUCUUUCCUCUUGUCAGUGUCGGGCUCCGAGUGGACCCGGAGGACUACUCCAAAGUCAUCAUUUAUCUGGAGGAGCCUGAAACGACUGCACUACCCAAAUUCAUCCUGUCCACAACGGAGUCUUCGAACUGGCUUCGACAAAGCGUCUGCGAUGCCAUGCUCACGGUGUACGGUAUCGUUCCCACAAACGACCAGUGGGACACGCUUUGCGACAACAUUCAAGCGUUUGACAUUGACCUCAUCAAAAGGCUUCGUUAUGCAGAAGGACACCGUCCAGGAGAUUACUUCGAAAAGAAAGUUUUAAAACUGAAGGAACUGGACAACUCCUUUUAUUGGAACUGGAUGACCUAUUUGAAAACUAUUUUCGAAGGAACAUCAAUUACCAUCGGGCCACAGACUAAGGUCCUUGUGGGAAACGUGAAGUACGUUGCCGGAAUGGCACGUUUUCUGCAAAAACAGUCCAAGGACGUCAUCUACAACUACCUGGGAUAUCGGGUGCUGCUGCGUCUUGGCCUGCUGUACCGGACUCACGAGAACCACGUGAAGACACUCUACUACCGCUACCAUUUGGGCUACAAGACGGAGCCCGAGCGCUGGCGGCUGUGCCUGCGCUACGCCGAGAGGAGCAUGCCCAUGGCCGCAUCCUGGAUCUACCACAUGUGGAUUAAGAAGAAGUUUGGCCUCAAGGGGGACAAGCUCUGGAUUAAAUUCUUCAAUGUCUACCGAAAGUUGUACGAGAGCAUCGACUACUCUUACGCCUACAGCUACUUGACGACAGCUGACGCACGCGUGGAGGCGUAUCGAAAGCUAAAAGAUGUAAGAGUUCAGCUAUUCUUCAUCAACGCAACCAUGACCGACCCUCUUCUCAACCUCUAUGGUGGUCAGGAAACUAAGAUAAACAUCAACACUCCGGUUCCAGGGAUAUAUGAGAUGACCAAGCACUACUGGAACAAAUACUUCAUGAUUCCUAAAAACGGUCACGAGUUGGACAUUGCAUACACUGGCUCCAUCUUCGACAUUUACAGCACCUAUCACUACGAUUUAAACUCUUUGUACAUUUCUCACGGUUCCUUCCACGGACCCAUGUACGCUAGAGACAAGAACUUGGUACUGGAUCUCGUAAAAAGUGGAUAUCGAAUUGGGCGCAAUUUGCUGAAAGCCAUUGACGAAAGAGGUAUCUAA
Messenger RNA from Ixodes scapularis (black-legged tick), 1821 nucleotides. Its product is annotated as neprilysin-1-like. The record is from RefSeq and is a predicted model, not a curated record. Gene Ontology annotation, molecular function: metalloendopeptidase activity. The coding region runs from base 1 to 1821 and encodes 606 amino acids. Gene Ontology annotation, biological process: protein processing. The transcript is spliced from 18 exons. Lineage: Eukaryota; Metazoa; Arthropoda; Arachnida; Ixodida; Ixodidae. Gene Ontology annotation, cellular component: plasma membrane.